Messenger RNA from Aspergillus sclerotioniger CBS 115572, 2490 nucleotides. Its product is annotated as arrestin family protein. The coding region runs from base 1 to 2490 and encodes 829 amino acids. The record is from RefSeq and is a predicted model, not a curated record. The transcript has 3 exons. Gene Ontology annotation, molecular function: protein-macromolecule adaptor activity; ubiquitin protein ligase binding. Gene Ontology annotation, biological process: ubiquitin-dependent endocytosis. Gene Ontology annotation, cellular component: cytosol; cytoplasm. Lineage: Eukaryota; Fungi; Ascomycota; Eurotiomycetes; Eurotiales; Aspergillaceae.
AUGACGACUCACAUCUCCCAUCUGGAACAGGACUUUUCGGGAUCUGUGACAACCACUACUACUACAAGUUCGGACUCGCAACUCUCCUGCGCGGCGCCCGAAUCCCUCCCUCUCUUCCAUAACCUCUUGGGGUUCCGAUCCGAUCCUCGCCGGUCGAUAGAAACCUCGACAGUUGUUGGCGACAGUGUUGCUGUUGGCAAACUACCCCGGCCAGGCCAUCGCCGCCGCGAAUCCAUACUAAGAAAGCUGGCGGGUCCACGGGAAAACGCAAAGCGACUCCUCCGCUUGGGGACCCCUAUCCACCCUCCGCUGACGCCACCCACCCACCCAAUGCCAAUGCCCGAAACACAUCGCCCUCGCCCGGUGUCUGAGAUCGUUUUGUCCCCCAACGAUGCACAAAUGCUCGCAACUACGGGUUUAAGGGCCGGCAGGCUGCGCUCGCACUCUUCGUCGACCGUGUCGGCUGCUCAACCUACCUCUACGUCGGCUACGCAAACGAUGCCGGCUUCGGAUCCCACGGUACCGUUCCCGACUCUGCGCAAUGAGAAGAUCGUGGCGACAGGAAGCGGGAUAACCGUGGGUGUUGCGCUCACCGAACCGGUCCUCUUCCUCCAGGGAUACGACCAGAAUGAUCCCAGCACCAAGAAGUCGGCCAUUCUGCGCGGACAGUUACAUCUCAAGAUUACAAAGAGCGUCAAGGUUAAGAAGAUCUCCAUCUGCUUCCGCGGACAUGCUCAGACCGAUUGGCCGGAUGGAAUCCCUCCCAAGAAAGUCCACUUCCACGACAAGAAAGACCUCGUCACGCAUGGCGUCAUGUACUUCAACCACGGGGAUACUGCGCUGAUGCAAAACGACUACGGGGCGCACUUUUACCAACACGCCAAACCGGUGACCUCGGUGACGGGCAAAGAUGGGGCGACGACCAGUACCCGGGAAUUGCUCUCCAAGACUGGAUCGUCAACCUCGCUGAGCCAUAACGGCCAGUUCACCCCCAAGGACAUGAAGCGGCUUUCGUUACAAUCCAACCAAUCCCGCAGUUUCGGCAAGAAUGACCUACCCCCUCCCCCCGUUCAUACCCAGCGCAACUACCGGUUGUUCCCGGUCGGUGAUUAUCUGUACAGUUUUGAGUUCCCGAUCGAUGGCUCUCUCCCGGAGACGAUCAAGACGGACCUGGGGUCUGUCCGGUAUGACAUUGAAGCUAUCGUGGAACGGGCCGGAGCGUUCCGUCCUAAUCUGCUGGGGACGUUGGAGGUACCGGUGAUCCGCACGCCGGCCGAGGGCUCGUUGGAGCAGGUUGAGCCGAUCGCCAUCUCCCGCAACUGGGAAGAUCAAUUGCAUUAUGACAUUGUCAUCUCGGGGAAGUCAUUUCCUCUUGGAUCGCAGGUUCCCAUUGCGUUUAAGUUGACGCCACUGGCCAAGGUUGAGUGCCACCGGAUCAAGGUGUACGUGACCGAGAACAUUCAACACUGGACCUCAGACAAGAGCGUCCACCGGUUUCAGCCGGCGAAGAAGGUGUUGCUUUUCGAGAAACGAGCAGACUCUGCCAGCACCAGCACCUACCCUGGAAGCUCCAUGCGAGUCAUGGCAGGUGGCGGCAUCGACUGGGACCGUCGCGCAGCUGCGGCGAGAGGCGAGGAGAUUGUCGACCGGAACCGGACCAAUCUCCUUGGUAACCUCUCCAGCGACGCGGGCGUUGGUCCGACUGAGAUGGAGUUCAAUGUCCAACUUCCGAGCUGUCAAGAGAUGCGGAACCGGGAUGAGUCCCAGCGGCUGCACUUUGAUACGACGUAUGAAAACAUUCAAAUCAAUCAUUGGAUAAAGAUUGUAUUGCGUCUGUCCAAGGUUGACGAAAGAGACCCGGGCAAGCGAAGACACUUUGAGAUUUCCAUCGACUCUCCGUUCCACCUGCUCUCUUGCAAGGCCACACAAGCCAACAUCUAUCUCCCCGCUUACACGUCGCCCGACUCGGAGCCGUCGCCACAGGCCCAGGAGUUCGAAUGUGGCUGCCCUGGAGCGCCGGCAGUCCACAGGAACGGCUCGCGGAACGGCUCCAGCCGGCAGUCCUUGUCUUCCGAUCGCGAAGAGCUGCCGAUCGGAGGCGCGGUUUCUAGAAGCUUUACCAAUGGUUCUGGCGGGUUGACUCGACCACCGCAGGCGCAUCUUGCAGACGAGCCCAACGAUCGGGCGCCAGCACCACCACGGCCCAUGCACCUUCUCCGAGCACCGUCUUUUGCGCCGCCGCCUUUUGAAGAUGUUCCACCACCGCCUCCACUCGUGACACCGCCUCCUGAAUAUAAUUCUAUUGUGGGCGAUAACGAUAGGGAAUCGGUGCUGCAGGACUAUUUCUCGCGGCUGUCUUGCUACGAGGAGCACGCGGAUGAUGAUCGGGGCCGAGGCCGAGUUGAUGUGCCUCUCACCCCCGGAGGGCGGGUGAACCGCAGCAUGGACGUGCCACGCGAGUGGGUGCGCCUGGAGGAGUCGGCGGUUUAA